CCUCCGCCCCACGUCUCUGUUUUGUCCUCAUCCAGCAGCACGGUCUUUCCUUCUUCGCCCCGGACCACACCCAGCCCCCUCCCCUCCCAAGCUCUGUCUUCCACCUCUCAGUCUACGUCUCUCACCUCCUACAUCCCCACGUCUCAUCCCAUGUCGUCCACCAUGGGAACGACAGCCAUCCUCAGCUCUCCAGUGACCAACCUCACCUCUGGCCAGUCUAGUACCACUGUGCAGGCGACCACAGUGAUCCUGCCCAGUUCCACCCUGGGUCACGGAAGCUCAUCCUUGCAUACUGAAGGCUCCUUGUCGACCCGGGGCACCUCUGUCUCUUCUCUGGUCACCUCUCCAACCGAGUCCUCAGGGAUCUGCGAUGUGAAGGAACUUCAGCAGGAGAUCACAUACAAAGGGUGCACAGCCAACGUGACAGUGGCCCGCUGUGAGGGCUUCUGUGCCACCUCGACCAGCUUCAACGUCCACACAGAGCAAGUGGACACCCACUGCGGCUGCUGCUACCCUCUCAGCUCCUAUGAGAAGCGGUUGGUGCUGCCCUGCUCAGACCCCGACGCGCAAGGACAGCAGCUGGUUCUCACGCUGCAGAUGUUUAGCAGCUGUGCGUGCAGCACCCGGAGCUGUGGGGACUAGGGGACACAGCCCCCUGGGUGUGAGGACAAAGCACCGCUCCCGACACCACCCGCUCCCUACCUCCCCCUACGCUGGCUUGCUGUGUCCCGAAGCCCCCUGCUCCCACAAGGCACAGCGUCAG
Molecule: messenger RNA, 763 nt
Organism: Hyaena hyaena (striped hyena)
Lineage: Eukaryota; Metazoa; Chordata; Mammalia; Carnivora; Hyaenidae
Product: mucin-6-like
Exons: 3
Coding region: 151-642 (163 amino acids)
Source: RefSeq, a predicted model, not a curated record